Molecule: messenger RNA, 345 nt
Organism: Sphenostylis stenocarpa
Lineage: Eukaryota; Viridiplantae; Streptophyta; Magnoliopsida; Fabales; Fabaceae
Source: the annotation of a GenBank genome assembly
AUGGUGAAGGAGGGUGGCGUGACAAAAGUGGAUGUUUGGAGGAGGGGCGUGGUGCUGAUGAGGAGCACGGGUCUUGUGGUGGAGUUCACGGUGGUUGGUGAAAGUGUGGGGCUGAAAAUGAGAGGUGGAGGGAUUUGGGAUUCGCUGAGUGAGGAGCAGCUGCCGAGGGGAAAGCGGUGGCUCCCCCGUCACCAUUGUGUUUUUUCUUUUAAGGAGGUUUGUUAUGCUAAAGGACAAAGGCUGACAUUCCUAAAAGAAUUUCCUGAAAAGUUCUACCUAAAACUGUCAAGUGAUGUGAUCCCCUCUCCUCCAAUACUCAUGUUGUCAGGUGGCAUGAAGAUAUAA